AGGAGUAGCGUCUUUGCGAGCUCGAAAAUUAUCGUUGAACGCUGUGGAACUAAUACACUUCGAUCGCAUUCUUGGAUAUUUUUACAAAUUAUUUUCUCAAUAACUGUGCAAGGAUCCGUCCAAAAUAUUGUGUGUGCAGUGUUUUUGAGGAGUGCGUCAGCGAUUGUGGUUUACUUCCCAUCUUGGCACGUGACGUUGGCUUCUUGGAGACUUGUUUGUGUUAUCGUUUGUCCUUUUCGCCCGGGAAUUUGAGCAACAAGUGGUAUUCGUCUUGCGCGUUCUCCGGCGGUAUCAUGCGAGGUUAUUGGAUUUCUUGGUGUCUUCCAAGCAGAGCUGAUGUAAUAAUUGGGGAAGAGGAUGAUAAUUAGGAACGCGAAUAUAGAGCCAAAGAGAUCGCUGGUCCAGCACUGUCUGAUGUUAGGCAAGCCUGGUGUGCUGCUCUGAGGUUCUGAGGCCCUCGUAAUCAUGCAGUACACCGGGCUUGCUGCUGUGUGGCUGCUUGCUUUGCUGGCUUCAUGUGGCGAAGCAGCACAGCAGAAAGAUGCCUACGUUAUGAAAGGCAAAAUUUGCAUUGGUACGUCAGGCAGGAUGUCAGUGCCUGCAAAUCGUGAUCAUCAUUAUCAAAAUUUGAGGGAUCGCUACACAAAUUGUACAUAUGUAGAUGGUAAUUUGGAGUUAACUUGGUUGCAGGAUGAAAAUCUUGAUUUGAGUUUCCUAAAAGAGAUUCGAGAAGUUACUGGUUAUGUUCUCAUUUCUCAUGUAAAUAUUCGUCACAUUGUGCUUCCAAACUUGAUGAUCAUACGUGGUCGUAAUUUAUUCAAACUUAAUGCAAAUGCUGAAGAGUUUGCAUUACUAAUAGCUCAAAAUACGUUGGAAAUCCUAGAGCUUCCAGCUUUAAGAGAUGUUCUAUCUGGAGGAGUUGGCUUUUUUGAUAAUGACAACUUGUGUUACAUUAACACAAUCAAUUGGGAAGAAAUACUAGCAGGAUAUAUGACUAAAUCUAUGUAUAUUCACAAUUCUACCUUACCAGAAAGAAGAUGCCCACCUUGCCAUAAAAGUUGUGAAUCUGGUUGUUGGGGACCAGGACCUUUAAGUUGCCAAAAAUUUUCAAAAAUCAAUUGCUCACCCCAAUGUCAUCAGGGUAGGUGCUUUGGGCCAAACCCUAGAGAGUGCUGUCAUCUUUUCUGUGCUGGAGGAUGUUCUGGACCAACGCAAAGUGAUUGUCUGGCAUGCAAGAACUUUGAUGACAAUGGUGUGUGCAAGCAGGAAUGUCCCCCUAUGAGACGAUACAAUCCCGCUACUUAUUCGUGGGAAAGCAAUCCUGAUGGGAAAUAUGCUUAUGGAGCAACAUGUGUGAAAAAUUGCCCUGAACAUUUGUUGCGAGACAGUGGAGCUUGUGUCAGGUCUUGUCCUGAAACAAAGAAAGCUGUUGAUGGAGAGUGUGUUCCUUGUGAUGGACCAUGCCCAAAAAAUUGCCAAGGGGUAGAAGUGGUCCAUGCUGGAAAUAUUGACACUUUCGAAGCUUGCACUGUCAUUGAAGGAUCCCUAACCAUAUUAGAUCAAACAUUCGCUGGUUUCCAACAAGUUUAUCCAAAUUUCACAUUUGGGGAGAGAUAUCCAGAAAUGCAUCCUAGUCGAUUAGAAGUAUUUUCAACUCUUAAAGAAAUAACUGGAUACAUGAACAUUCAAUCAUCCCAUCCUGAUUUUCGAAAUCUAUCGUAUUUCCGAAAUUUGGAGAUAAUUGAUGGAAGGCAAUUAACUGAGUUGAAUGCUGCUUUGUAUAUUGUAAAAACUUCCCUUCAAAGUUUAAAUCUUCGCUCUUUGAAUAAAGUUAGGUCUGGUGGUGUUGCUAUUUUAGAAAAUCCUGACCUUUGCUUUGCCAGUAAAAUCGAUUGGCAGCAGCUAAUGAAAUCAAGUUCUGGAACUAUUUUAUUGCACAGAAAUGCUAAAGAUGACCUAUGUCUCAACGAAGGUUUGACAUGUCAUGAGCAGUGUUCUACUGAUGGCUGUUGGGGAUCUGGUCCUGAUGAAUGUCUUUCAUGUAAAUCAUAUAAAUUAAAAGAGACUUGCAUACAUGGCUGUAAUACAACACGAGGGAUCUAUGAUGCAGGCAGUAAAAUCUGUGAAUUUUGUGAUGAAGAAUGUUUGGGCGAAUGUUUUGGUCCAGGACCCAGUAACUGCACUCAGUGUCGGAAUGCAAGGGAUGGUCCAUAUUGUGUCAGCCAGUGUCCAAUCAGUAAAUAUAAUGAAAACAGAGAGUGUAUGCCGUGUCACGAAAACUGUGUAAAUGGAUGUACUGGUCCAAGGAAUACUGUCGGUCCUGGUGGCUGUAAUUCUUGUGAUAAAGCAAUCGUCAGUGCUUAUGACCCUAAUAUUGUGGAACAGUGUUUGAAAGCAGAAGAACCAUGUCCAGAUGGAUUUUAUCAAGAGUAUAGUGGUCCACAUGAAGAAGGAAUCAUGAAGUCUCUAACUGGAAAAUCGGUUUGUCGUAAAUGUCAUCAUCGGUGUAAAAACUGUACAGCAUAUGGUAUUCAUAUCUCUGUCUGUGAUUGUCUAAAAUACAGUGCUGGUGAACAGUGUGAAGAUAGCUGCCCAAGGGAUCAUUAUCCUGAUAACACUAAUUACCAUUGCGUGAAGUGUGCCGAAGAAUGUAGAGGCUGCUAUGGUCCCACAAGCACAGAAUGCUCUGCUUGUCGCAAUUACAGAGUGUAUCAUUCCUCCAAUAAAACCUUGUUUAAUUGUACUGCUUCUUGUCCACCUGAAAAACCGUAUAAAGUUUUUGAUGACAACAUGGAAGAUCCUUAUUGUUCAGAUGAUGAUCCUAUUUCAGUUUCAUACCAUGGAAUUGAGGAAGAGCAUAUUCCAGCAAUACUGGGAGGAGUUGUAGGUUGUGUGGUGUUAUUGGCAGUAUUUUUAGGAGUUUUUGGUUACCAGUGGAUGCAAAGAGUCAAAACGAAAGAAAAUACCAUGAUGAUGACUAUGCGCAUGAGUGGAUUUGAAGAUAACGAACCAUUAAAACCUACCAAUGUUAAACCAAAUUUGGCUAAACUGCGCAUCGUGAAAGAGGCUGAACUGAGAAAGGGAGGCAUAUUAGGCUAUGGAGCAUUUGGUACAGUGUACAAGGGUGUAUGGGUUCCUGAAGGUGAAAAUGUAAAGAUCCCUGUUGCUAUUAAAGUACUGCGUGAUGGUGCAUGUCCAAACAAAAACAAAGAAAUACUGGAGGAGGCCUAUUUUAUGGCAAGUGUUGAUCAUCCUAACCUCCUGAAACUUCUGGCUGUAUGUAUGGCUUCUCAGUUGAUGCUAGUUACCCAGCUUAUGCCUUUGGGAUGUUUGCUUGAUUAUGUUCGUUCCAACAAAGACAAAAUAGGAUCCAAACCUCUUCUGAGCUGGUGUUCUCAGAUUGCUCGGGGUAUGGCUUACUUAGAAGAAGGACGCAUGGUUCACAGAGAUUUGGCUCUUAGAAAUGUAUUAUUGCAAACACCUGGUUGUAUAAAAAUAACUGAUUUUGGUCUUGCCAAGUUUUUGGACAUAAAUGAGGAAGAGUAUAAAGCUGAAGGUGGAAAGAUGCCUAUUAAAUGGCUUGCUCUAGAAUGCAUCCAGCACCGUGUGUUUACCCACAAAAGUGAUGUUUGGGCAUUUGGUGUAACUGUUUGGGAGCUACUUACUUACGGUGGAAGACCGUAUGAAAAUGUUCCUGCACGUGAAGUUCCAGAUCUUUUAGAAAAAGGAGAAAGACUACCACAACCUGCAAUCUGCACCAUAGAUGUGUACAUGCUCAUGAUUAAAUGUUGGAUGUUGGAUGCUGAGUCUCGACCCAGUUUUAAAGAAUUAGCUGAACAGUUCUCAAAAAUGUCACGAGAUCCUGGUCGUUUCCUAGUCGUUAAGGGUGAUAAACUGCUCCAGCUUCCUUCAUAUACAGGGUAUGAUGUCAAAGAUCUAAUCAAGAGCAUUGGCAUGUCGGUUGAUGUUCCAGGCGUGGUUAUGGAUGCAGAACAGUAUCUUCAUCCCAGCUUAGAAGAUGAUCAAAAAACAGAGACUGAUUCUGUUGAUAAAAGCAAACCACCUCAAGAUAACAGAAGCUCGCUGAGUAUACCACCCAAUAAUUUUCAACAGCUGCCAGAGUUCAUGCCUCAUAUGGCUCUUCCUAAUAAUUCCAAUGUUUGGUACACUGGGGAAGUACAUCCUGAUCAGCUUUCUGCACCAAGAUACUGUCCAGAUCCUCUCAAUGUGAUUAAUAAAGGUGAGAUGUUUAAAAUAGAUCCUGGUGAGAAAUAUUUAAGCCAGACUCCUUCAUUGCCAGUAGAUGAAGAAGACUAUUUAAUGCCUGCAUCCUGUUCAAGGGGUCCAUCGGUUCGAUACAUGGACUUAAUUGGGGACACUCCUCAUUUACCUGAAACUGUUGAUGUCAGGCCUCUAAGUUAUUACCAUUAUAUUCCUGACUUUAUCCCUGUUCGACGACGUGCCAUGGACAAUUUAGAAUAUCACAUGAUGAAUGACAACAGUGCCAAUAACAAUCUGCCGUUGCCUCCUUUUCAGAGACUAUCGAGCAACGAGGAGGAAAGUGAUUAUGUAAGCACAAAAAGGGAACUUAUUCCUCUGACGCAUCACAGGAAUGAAACAACUGUAUAAUAUUUAUAAGUUAGAAACUCAAACACACAAAAUGAACUUCCUAUUUUUGCUAUCGGAGAUUUCCAAUGGAGAAAAAGAUGUUUAUCCGAAAUGAAGCCUGAAUGGCAUUGAACGUGGCCUGAAAAGUGCGGCAAAUGGAAUUCAAAGUCAAGAUGCCACUGAAAGCCAAAUGCCAUUUUGACUUCCUAUGACUGCUGGAAUACUGUGAAGUGGCGUAUUGCCAAGAUGGUGUGGUGCUGUUAGUCAAUAUUUGAAAAAAAAAAGCUGCUCAAACCUUAUUUAGUGCAUUUAUUGAAAAACUGAUUGCUUCUUGAAUCCUGCAACUCAAGCUGUGGACCAUCACUGAACAUAUCAAAAGUGGCCUGUGAUGAUGAAAAUUGCAAAAUAAUUGAAUCCGAGUUUAUCUGCAAUUCUCAUUCGCUGCAUAAAAACAUUUCCAGUCACUGCCCUUGGAUGGGGCAUUCAGAACUAAUGAUUUGGUUAUUCAUCAGUGAUAUGCCACCAUUUCUGCCAGAUGUCUAUAUAUUUUUCAGUUUCUUUUACUGUAAAAAUUCAGCAUAACCAAGAUGAUGGAAAAGAACUAUUACGGUGCUUUCCGAAAUAUAUUUUUGUAAAUAUUUUACAACAUACGCAAAUGCUUUUAGCAUUCCAAGUAGAACGAAACAAGAUUGAAUAUUUGUAUAUUCAUUGGAUGCCAAACCCUGUGCCUUGAUUUAGUCGGACAGUGAUAUGCUGCAUAAAUUAUUUAUCUGUAGCACAUUAUUAAGGACUUCAUGUUGCCUGAUGGUUGGGAUUUUAACCUCGCUUUGUGAAAAACUUUUUACUAUGAAAUAUCAUGCCAAGUGUGAUGCAAAUCACAAAAUCUUAAACAAAAGUCAAUAUUUGAUUCAACCCAACAGUACUUUACUAUACCUUGUUUCUAACGUUAAAAAAAAAUUUAAUAUCGGUUAAAUACUCAACUAUUUGUACUUUUCUGUUAAAGGUUCAUUUGCCUCUUUUUAGUAAUUUUAAUUUAUAUCGCUACAGCAAACUUUAAAUUAUGUAGUUUGUGUAAUUCAGCAACUUCAAUUUCUAAAUUUUGGGGUUGCCGACUACUAGUAGAUAAAGUGAAAUAAUAACGUCAAAUAGCACAAUUUGCAGAUUAAUGCAGACACUUGUUUCAGCAUUACAAGAAAUGCCUUUUUCAAUGCAAAAGGAAUGAGUGUAUGAAUGAAAAGACAUCCAACAAAACUUUUGAUGUCUUUUCAUCCAUAAGCGCAUUUCUUAUGCAUUGAAAAGGCGUUCCUUGUAAUGCCAAAACACCUGUGCUAUUUGACACUGUUGUUUCUUAUUUUACUUUUUAUGCACAAAGGUUAACUUACUCGAUGUCGCCAAUCAUGUUCAGGAAUGUUUCUAUUGUCACCAAGGUAGAAAGUAAACAAUUCGCCUAACCAUGCCUUUAAGGGGAAAUUACGUAAUUUUUAGUAAAAAAGUUAUCAUUGUUUCGUACAAAUAUAGCAUAUAAAAAAUAUGGUUAGCAGAGAUAUAUACAGUCAAACCUUGAUAUAAGGUCACUCGCUUAUAAUGUCACCCCUCAUAUAAGGUCACUUUUCUAAAGUCCCAGCUCCUUGAAUGGGAAUUCUAUGUUAUGUCUUAUCGGAUAUAUGGUCAAGCCUUAAUACAUCGAUAGCUUAUAAGGUCACUUUUGUCUGAUUUCUUUAAAUGAUUUCAGUGCUUAAUAGAUUCACUUCUAAGAAUUUUCUGCUAUAUACAAUUCUUUUAAAAGUGAAAAGUCGUAUUCCUAUUAACGUAGCAUGUAGUGCACUGAUUGCAGUAGAAAGUGAGUACUUCGACCGUGACACUAAAAUAUAAAGCAAUAACGAAGGCACUCAGAGUGUACAACAUAUCACACUUUUUUACCAGUCAUGAGAAGUUUCCAUUUUUUAGAAAACAAUUAGAAACCAUUGUACAACCUAAUUUUUUGCAUUUUUAAACAAAUUAUAUUUUGAAAAGAAUUAAAGUAAAAACAUGUUUAUUUAUCAAUAAAUAUAUAUGAAUCGGUUAUAAGGUAACCCCGCUUAUAAGGUCAGUUUUUUGAAGUCCCAAGGGGUGAUCUUAUAUCGAGGUCUGACUGUAUUGCUUCUUGUGUUUCACUGCUUGGCUUAGUGUAAGGAUUGUGGAAGCUGUGAAAUUUGAGAAAGUUAGACAACCAUAGAACUUAAUGGUGGUAAUUUUUAAUAUGUUGACAUUUAACUGUUAUUCAUUUGUUGUUAUUCUUGUUUGUAGCAAGCAAAUAUACAAAAUUUUAAACCUCACAUGUACUUGCUACAAGCUCUCGCACUAAACCAUCAAUGCCAAAUUUUGUACAAUUUAAAAAUCUACUGAAGUUUUAGAAUCCAUAUUAUUUAAAAAUUAGUAUUUGUACAUUUAAAAGAAUGAUUAUUGCAUUUAUGUAGUAAAUUGCUUGAUGUUUUUCAUGAGCUUUUGUUAAUUUGUACAUAAGUUGUUGAUUCCUAUUCAAGCAUUGAAAAACAUCAAGAAAUUCACCGAUUGAAACAAAAUUCCGAGUAAUCAUAAACCCAAUUUUUGUUUCACUUUCAUCCUCCCCUGUUCAAAUGCAGCUAAAAUUUAUUGAAAGUAUUCAAAUUAAUUGAAUGCAGAGGUGUUUGUAAUAAAUGAUGUGAUUUUUGCACUGGUUAUGCUACACUACAGUUGCAUCAUUGUAAUUGUGUACAAAUUGUUUUGUUCUUUUCGAUAAUUAUUUUUUUCGAAACAUGUAAUUAAUAUGGAGUAGCUAAUUGGUAAGCUAUUCAAAAAUUUUAGUGCCAUAUGGCUGUGUUGCUUGUUAAAGUCUAUGUGUAUACGCUGUGGUAAAAGCUAUCAGUCGUAGUUUUUUCCUGCAUUCUAAGAACUAAUGGCUGCAUAAAAAAUAUUUAUUGGUUUUAAUCUACCAAACAAAAUUUUAAUCCUGUUAAUUUUUAAAAACUUAUCCUCGAAAUCCCCUGUCCAAUUCAAUGUCUCAAGUUCUGUGAAACUUAUUUCUUUUUUUUUUAAACCCCCCUCCCCUCCAAAUGUAGUGAAUUUAAAGUUAUGAAACGUAUUUGACAUUCUAAAUGUAGCAUAGCAUCAAUUUUUUUUUUUUUUUGAUAAUUGCAUGAAAAAUAUGCUGCAUUAAUUAAUUUUGUAGUCUUUUGUAAUUUCAUAUAAUUUGACUGAAAAGUUUUUAUCUUGAAAACGUUUGAAAUUCGCAGUUUGCUCAGGGCCUGAUUAAGCCAAAGUGACGCCCAGGUCCUGGUAAAAUGUAAUGCCCCUCUCACUCCACCGCCACAUGCAGGUGGGGGAAUCAGAUAGUAAUUUAAUCUCUCCGUCCUUAAAUUUGACGCUUGUCUUAAAAUUUUGGCAGACUUUAAGACCUCAUGUCCCGAUAACGUGGCACGUGGGCAAGUGAUUUUUGGGUCAAAAAAGAGUCUCUAUAUGCUUUUUCAAACGCCAUUUAGUUCGACUUUUUUUCAUUAUCACACUAUUAAUAUAGUUCCCUGGUCAGUUUUGAACAGAAAAAAAAAAACCUAUAGGAUUUUUAGGUUUAAGUUAAUUUAAGAACAAGCUAUAUCGUGGUUUAAGAACGCACGCUGAUAAAUUAUAAUAUGUGCAAUUUAUUGCGUCAAUCACUGUGAGUUUUGUCAUUAAUACUGGGUUCAUUAACUACUUGCUGUAUCAUGUUGUAAAACGUCCGUCAAAAGUGUUUGUCGUUUGUAGAGUUUAUUUUUUAAAAUUCUAUCAAGGAAGAUUUUAUGUGACUUGUGAAAAAGCCUUUUAGCCAAGUAUCAUUUUUUUUCUUCUCUUAUAUAUAUAUUUUUUAGAAAAAAGAAUCUUGCCAUUUUGUUUUUUACUCUUUUAGACUCCAUAUAUUUCAUAUAAAAUGAUUGAUUAUUGCAAAAAGAUAAUCAGUUAAUUGAUAUCAGUUUUAGUUUUAAUGUACAUUUAGUACGUUAAUUAAAAAUGAUAUUAAAAUCGCAUUUUAAUCACUGAAAUUUGAGAAUUAAAAUUUUCAAUAUUUACUCAGCAUAAUUCAUCAACAAAAACUAAUCAUUUUUUUAUGGCAAAGAAGUUGUUUAGUGAUCACUGCAAUCUUUAGGGGGAAAAAAAAACAUAAUUUCAAGAUCUGUGAUUUCUUAACUUAAAAACAAUUUUCUUAAGAAUUUUUUAAAAUAAAAUAUUGGAAAUUAAUCAACGGGACAUUCAUUUCAAAUUGAAGCUCAGACACACACAUCGCAUUAAUGUGCAGUAAAAUUAUUUAACACUUCAGGUAUUGUUUUUGCUGUAAUAUUUGAACAGCAUUUAAAUACCUGAAUACAGAAAUUAAGAUUUUAAAUUUAAAAUAUGAAACCGCCUGCUUAAUGUGGACAAAAAUUAGGAACAUUUUAAGCUGUCUAAGAACUGCUGUUUUUUAAAACAAAGUAUACUUUCUAUUGUACAAAGUGUCUAAAAAAUCUUUUUUUUUU
Messenger RNA from Uloborus diversus, 9110 nucleotides. Its product is annotated as epidermal growth factor receptor-like. Gene Ontology annotation, molecular function: ATP binding; transmembrane receptor protein tyrosine kinase activity. Lineage: Eukaryota; Metazoa; Arthropoda; Arachnida; Araneae; Uloboridae. The record is from RefSeq and is a predicted model, not a curated record. Gene Ontology annotation, biological process: positive regulation of kinase activity; protein phosphorylation; positive regulation of cell population proliferation. Gene Ontology annotation, cellular component: signaling receptor complex; basal plasma membrane.